Messenger RNA from Jatropha curcas, 2032 nucleotides. Its product is annotated as T-complex protein 1 subunit delta. Gene Ontology annotation, molecular function: ATP-dependent protein folding chaperone; ATP binding; ATP hydrolysis activity. The record is from RefSeq and is a predicted model, not a curated record. Gene Ontology annotation, biological process: protein folding. Lineage: Eukaryota; Viridiplantae; Streptophyta; Magnoliopsida; Malpighiales; Euphorbiaceae.
UCGUACCGUAAACUCGUAUUGUUUCUUUAUGCUGCUGAACUGAACCCUCUGCAUUUCUCUGGAUUGCUCUUUUCUCACUAUAGGGUUCCUUCCAAAACACUUUUUCCAAGAUACUCUUGUACUCUAGUCUUGAAACUCUUAAUCCAAACUUCCAACAUUUUUCUUUCUCGCAUCAGGGUUAGGUUUCAUCUUCUGAAUCUGCAGUUUCAAUGGCAGCACCGGCAGUCUCCCAGCCUAGAUCCUCCAAGACCGAGUCUUAUGUUGACAAUAAACGCAAGGAGGAUAUCCGCCACGCUAAUAUAGUUGCCGCCCGAGCUGUAGCCGACGCGGUUCGGACCAGUCUGGGCCCUAAAGGAAUGGACAAGAUGAUUUCGACUGCGAGCGGCGAGGUUAUUAUCACCAACGAUGGUGCUACCAUUCUCAACAAAAUGGAGGUCCUUCAGCCGGCAGCAAAAAUGCUUGUUGAGCUCUCAAAGUCGCAGGACUCUGCCGCUGGUGAUGGUACCACUACCGUCGUAGUUAUUGCUGGUGCGCUGUUGAAACAGUGUCUCUCGCUCCUAUCCAGUGGUAUCCACCCUACGGUAAUUUCUGAUUCUCUUCAUAAAGCUUCUAUUAAAGCUGUUGAUGUAUUAACUGCCAUGGCUGUCCCUGUGGAAUUAUCCGACCGUGAAUCCCUAAUUAAAUCUGCAAGCACUUCGUUAAACAGUAAAGUAGUGAGUCAAUAUUCCACCCUUCUCGCCCCAUUGGCGGUUGAUGCAGUUCUGUCUGUAGUUGAUCCUGCCAAGCCUGAUUUGGUGGACUUGAGGGAUAUUAAGAUAGUAAAGAAGCUAGGUGGUACUGUGGAUGACACAGAGAUGGUUAGAGGUUUGGUGUUUGACAAGAAAGUUAGUCAUGCUGCGGGUGGGCCCACAAGAGUUGAGAAUGCUAAGAUUGCAGUCAUUCAAUUUCAAAUUUCACCUCCAAAAACUGAUAUAGAGCAGAGCAUUGUUGUUUCUGAUUAUACACAAAUGGAUAGGAUUUUGAAGGAAGAGAGAAAUUACAUUUUGGGUAUGAUUAAGAAGAUUAAGGCAACUGGGUGCAAUGUAUUGCUGAUUCAGAAGAGUAUCUUGAGAGAUGCAGUGACAGAUUUGUCUCUGCAUUAUUUGGCAAAAGCUAAGAUUUUGGUAGUUAAGGAUGUGGAGAGAGAUGAGAUUGAGUUCAUCACUAAGACUUUGAAUUGCUUGCCGAUUGCAAAUAUUGAACAUUUCAGAGAAGAGAAGCUAGGCUAUGCUGAUCUUGUUGAGGAGGUCUCACUCGGGGAUGGUGGAAAGAUUGUUAAGGUUACUGGAAUUAAGAAUAUGGGAAGAACCACCACAGUGCUUGUGCGGGGGUCAAAUCAGUUGGUUAUUGAUGAAGCAGAAAGGAGUUUGCAUGAUGCAUUGUGUGUGGUUAGAUGCCUGGUUAAUAAGCGAUUUUUAAUUGCUGGAGGUGGGGCUCCAGAGAUUGAAUUGUCGAGGCAGCUUGGGGCAUGGGCGAAAGUGCUACAUGGUAUGGAAGGGUACUGUGCAAGGUCUUUUGCUGAGGCACUUGAGGUCAUACCAUACACUUUGGCUGAAAAUGCUGGGCUCAAUCCAAUUGCUAUUGUUACUGAGCUGAGGAAUAGGCAUGCUCAAGGGGAGAUCAAUGCUGGCAUCAAUGUCAGGAAGGGACAGAUUACAAAUAUCUUGGAGGAGAAUGUGGUGCAGCCACUGCUUGUGAGCACAAGUGCAAUUACUUUGGCAACUGAGUGCGUGCGAAUGAUUUUGAAGAUUGAUGACAUUGUUACUGUCAGGUAGUUCCAGAUUGGAAUUGGAGAUUAUAACUUUUUGUCUGGCUAUGGUUUCUUUUUUGUCUGUUUUGGCUGGAAUUAAUGAUUUCUGCUUAGUUUUGUCAUACAGUUAAAGGAUUUUAGUCUUUAGUGCAUGUUCUAUUAAAUGCUUGGUUUGUAUUGUAUUUUUGUGCUAUUUUUGUUUGGAGAUUUUCCAAAUUUAUCUUGCUCCUUUUGAAAUGAUGA